Gossypium raimondii (Peruvian cotton) is the source of this 1664-nucleotide messenger RNA. RefSeq names its product coniferyl alcohol acyltransferase. Lineage: Eukaryota; Viridiplantae; Streptophyta; Magnoliopsida; Malvales; Malvaceae. The record is from RefSeq and is a predicted model, not a curated record. Bases 94 to 1479 code for a protein of 461 amino acids. Gene Ontology annotation, molecular function: acyltransferase activity, transferring groups other than amino-acyl groups. The transcript has 2 exons.
UACAUUGCUCAUGCAAAACUCACUAUUAAUCAUUUUCUUAGGAUAUCUCCUACCAAAAAAAAAAAACCACUCAGAGCUAAUAGGUAGGCAAGCAUGGGUGCAAAAGUAGAUUUCACGGUGACGGUGAGCAAGGAGGAAAUUGUGGCAGCAGUGUUACCAUUGCAACAACACUGGCUACCACUCUCUAACCUUGACUUGCUUCUGCCUCCCGUCGACGUGGGAGUUUUCUUUUGUUACAAGAAACCAGAAGGCAGCAUCGUGAGCUUCACUUCCAUGGCCAGUGUCCUGAAGAAAGCCAUGGCUCAGGCUCUGGUCUCCUACUACGCCUUUGCGGGCGAGGUUGUGGCUAACACUGUGGGCGAACCCGAGCUUCUUUGCAACAACCGUGGGGUGGAUUUCGUAGAAGCUUAUGCUGAUGUUGAGCUUCGAGACCUCGACUUGCAUAACCCUGAUGAGAGCAUUGAAGGCAGACUCGUACCUGAGAAGAAACAUGGAGUGCUCUCAGUUCAGGCAACAGAACUCAGAUGCGGCGGAAUAGUGGUGGCAUGCACAUUUGAUCACCGAAUAGCAGAUGCCUACUCAGCCAACAUGUUUCUUGUAUCAUGGGCUGAAAUGGCUCGAUCCAAGUCAAUCUCUUUGGUACCGUCUUUUCGAAGGUCUCUGGUGAACCCCAGGCGUCCAGGGUGCAUCGAUCCGUCUCUGGAUCACAUGUAUGUGCCCAUAUCCUCACUACCACCCCCUAAACAGCACUAUCAACCCACUGAUCAUCUUAUUAGUCGUAUAUAUUACAUCACUUCUGAGCAACUCGACGAACUUCAAUCACUGGCCUGCACUAACGGAUACAAAAGGACCAAGCUCGAGUCUUUCAGUGCCUUCUUAUGGAAAAUGAUAGCAGUCCUUGCUGCACAGGACGGUUUCAAGUCCACCAAGAUGGGGAUUGUGGUGGACGGAAGGGCCAGAUUAGGCGAAGGAGAUGAAGAGAAAGCGAGUUCAAUGAGUUGUUAUUUCGGAAAUGUCCUUUCCAUUCCGUUUGGAGGGCAGAGAGUAAGUGAACUGAUGGAAAAACCAUUGUGGUGGGUGGCUAAUCAGGUACAUGACUUCCUGGAGCAAGCGGUGACAAAGGAACACUUCCUGGGCCUGAUUGACUGGGUUGAAGCUCAUCGUCCUGAGCCAGCACUGGCUAAGAUAUAUAGCAAUGGCAGCGAGGAGGGACCGGCUUUUGUAGUGUCAUCGGGGCAGCGUUUCCCGGUUUCGAAAGUGGAUUUCGGAUGGGGUAAGCCUCUAUUCGGGUCAUACCAUUUUCCUUGGGGAGGGGAUUCUGGAUAUGUCAUGCCGAUGCCGAGUCCUGCUAGAGAAGGUGAUUGGGUGGUGUAUAUGCACCUCUUCAAAAGGCAGGUGGAGCUGAUAGAGGCUGAAGCUAGUGGUGUGUUGAGGCCCCUCACUUCCGAUUACCUUGAACUUUCCAAUUACCAGUUGUAACAAUUGGCAUCAGAAAUCUUAAGUUUGAAAUUCUCCUGUGUACCGCAGCUAUCUGGUUUGGAAGUUGUGUUGUGUGAUCUUACUACUUAAGUUUUUAAUUGUGAUGUAAAUAUGUAAAUGCAAAAUUACGAACCUAUUUAGUGGGGGUGGUGAGUUUAAAUGAAACUGAAAUUUAUGUCCUUGCA